AUGGCAAUGGCACACACUUCCCAUUUUGACACAGACCACCAUUUGAGCCGUAGCAGCAGUGAUAUGUCAUUAUCUGGAGAGAUUGGUGCCCACAGGGACUCUUCAGUUUCAGAUUGCUUGUCAGAGGUAGAUUUGGAGAGUGGCGUUCUGGAGGGGAAGCUGAAUUUGGAUGAUAAAACUGAUAGAGAUUGCAGAAUUUGCCAUUUGGGUUUCGAGAGUAAUGUGCUAGAGAAUGGGGCAGCAAUUGAGCUGGGGUGUUCCUGUAAGGGAGAUUUGGGCGCAGCUCAUAAGAAGUGUGCAGAGACUUGGUUCAAGAUCAAGGGUAACAUGAUAUGCGAGAUAUGUGGUUUCACUGCAGUCAAUCUUGCUGGUGAACAAGCAAAUGCAGGACAGAGUAUUUCAGCUGCUGUCUCAUUAGCACCAACAGCACCUCUGAUGCUGGUGGAAACUCGAACAUUCUGGCAUAGCCGACGCAUUAUGAAUUUCUUGCUUGGCUGCAUGGUCUUUGCAUUUGUCAUUUCUUGGCUCUUCCACUUUAAAGUCCUUUAA
Molecule: messenger RNA, 549 nt
Organism: Manihot esculenta (cassava)
Lineage: Eukaryota; Viridiplantae; Streptophyta; Magnoliopsida; Malpighiales; Euphorbiaceae
Exons: 2
Coding region: 1-549 (182 amino acids)
Molecular function (GO): zinc ion binding
Source: RefSeq, a predicted model, not a curated record